Molecule: messenger RNA, 2038 nt
Organism: Danaus plexippus (monarch butterfly)
Lineage: Eukaryota; Metazoa; Arthropoda; Insecta; Lepidoptera; Nymphalidae
Product: cilia- and flagella-associated protein 157
Exons: 1
Coding region: 89-1936 (615 amino acids)
Cellular component (GO): cilium; ciliary basal body
Molecular function (GO): microtubule binding
Source: RefSeq, a predicted model, not a curated record
UAUCUUAGCAACCGUUAGUCAAUACCAUUAAAUUGCGCACACUGUCACGAAUUUUAGAAUAUUCUAUUUUUUUAUUUUUACCGCAAAUAUGGCGCCUAAAAAAGAUAAAGGGAAAGAAGAGGAUGGGAAACAUAAAGGAGGAGGAGGUACUUUUACAGAAGUUGAGAAAACUUUCUUAGAGCUUCAGGUAACAGAGUGUAAUCGAAAAAUAGCAAGACUUAGAAGCGCUGUUGAUGACUAUGAACAAAAAAAUGAAGAACUACAAAAAGCAUACGAUAAACUUGACGAAGACAGGGCAGAUAUUAUAGCAUAUUUGAAAAAAACUCUUAAUCUAAAGAAUGAGGAAAAUAGUGAGUUAAAAGAAAAAGUCAAGGGAUUAGAAGAGACUAGAGAAAUAGAAACUGCACAGUUUAAAGAAACAGUUGCAGAUUUGGAAAAGAACUUUACAAUAAUGAAAGACCAAUUGACUUCUGAAAACAAACUGCUUGCGGGUAAAUUAAAUACCUUAGAAGAAUUCAGAGCUAUAAGGGAUGAUCUUAUGAGAAAGUUUGAUAACCAAGAACAAGCAUUUAAAGACCAAGAAAUGAAAUAUAAAAGAAUUAUUUAUGAUGCUGAAAAGAAAUUUGUCAUAGGAAAGGACAAAUUGAAAAAAGAAAUGGAGGCGCGCUUAUUACAACUUGCUCAAGACUUCCAGGAUGCGACAGAGUUACGUAUAGCUGCAUCCACUCAUAGAGUGAUUCGAGAGAACAUUGCUAUCAAUAAUGAGUUGGAUAGUAUUUUAUCAACACAAGCUAAAUUAGCUGACCAAAAUGAGAAAUAUAAAGAGAGUGAAAGAGCUGCACGGGUCGCUUUAGAGUUAGCAGAGGAAGAAAGAGAUAAAGCUAUCAAUAAAAAUGUUAUUCAACUCAAAGUCAUUGACCAAUUGACAACAGCAUUCCAGGAUAUUAAAAAAGAAAAAGGAAUUUAUGACAAACGUAUCUUGGAUUUUGAAACUCUUCAAGUUAAAGUUCAAAAACUUGUAAAAGAAAAUGAAAAUUUGUCGCUACAAGUACGCAUAUUGGAACAAAACUUGCAUGUUCGUAUGAAUGAUCAAAAUAAGGCUUCUGUAGAAGCGUCAAAAGUUUUUAAAGAAUGUGCCAGACUAAAACGUAUACUUAAGGAAGCUGCAAUUGCCGUGCAGGCAGCACUAAAACUGGAUGAUUGGGCUACUAGUGAUCCUACUAAAGAAGUUAUGGAUAGACAUGUCUUACUUUCGCGUUUGCUUUCUAUUCUAGCCCAGUAUCGAGAAAUGCAACGAACAGAAUCUCUAGAAACUUUAGCCUCAUUCAGUAAAAUAUACGAGGAAGGAGACCUCGGUUUUAUACCAAAACCGCUCCAAAGAAAGUCUAUAAUUUCUGCUACUGUGUCUUUAACCUCUAAAGAAUCUUCCAAAUCAGAUCAAGGGACAUCAGAAAUUUCACUUGUCUCGUCAUCACUUGGAAGUGUUAAGACUAUUCCUAGUAUAAAACUCAUUCCACCUUCAACAGAACCCCCACCUCCAGAAAAAGAAAGUUUGCAAUCCUUUGUAACCUCGACUAAAUCUACUAUAAGCGGCAGUGAAGAAGAAUUAGAGGAAACACCUGAAAGUGAAAUGAAUAUAGAACAAAAAUUAGAAGCUAGUAAACUUGAGAUUCAAAAAUCAAUACUUAAAGAUCUACAAUAUUCACAAAUGAUAUCGCAAUCUCAGCUGGCAAGUGAUUUGAAACAUGGAUCUAAAUCAGUCAUAAUUGAAGAACCAGUUGAAGAGGCAGAAGAAGCAGACGGAGAAGAAAAGACAAAGAAAGAAGAAGAAGCAAUUGGAGAAGAGGAAGGAAAACACGAGGCGGGUGAAGAGACAGCAGAAAUAAAAUCAGAAAAGAGUGUUGUUGACGGAGAAGAGACUGCCGAAGAAAAAUGAUACAUUUAUUGAGUUUGAAACAUUUUGGUAACAUAUAUACGAACACUUAGAAUGUAUUUCUGAACCAUGUUAUUUUACAGUGUUAUAUAAUAAAUAUUUCUU